GGUUACAAUCGCAGAAAAUUUGCUCACGUGACUCACCCAAUGUCAUCAAAGUGAAUUUUUUUACAGUGUAUGAAGUUUUGAAGCUAAUAUUUUCGCUUAAAGCAAACUCAAAUCAUUUUCGUUAUAAUAAUCCCAAAACUUUAGAGUUAUACCAAUAUCCAACUAGCGUAAUAAGCACCCAUGUUACGUAACAAGAACUAUAGACUGCCCAAAAACUCAUCUUGAAUCGGCGAAAGUUUUACAAACAUGGCGGCCGAAACAGGCACCUCCUAUUUUCAGUAUGUCAGCUAAGAGUGGAAUACAGAAUGGAGCGAUGUUGAAGACGUCUAAACGACGGCUGUCCGCAGGGUCAGGGGGACGUGUGGGAGGUGCCAUGCCAAAUUCGUUUCACUCUAAGGCCGAGAUAGAAGAGGCUCGUGAGGCUGUCAAGAAAGAGAUACGGAAGGAGAUGAAGAUUAAAGAAGGGGCGGAAAAACUUCGCGAGGCAACUAGUGAUAAAAAGAGUUUAGCACAUGUACAAACAAUAGUAAAAAAAGCCAACAAUAGAUUACAGGAAUUACAACAAGAGUUGAAUGAACUGAGCACCUACCUCCUUGUUUCUAACAGUCUUGGUGGUGAUGUCAUCGAUGAUGUGCGAUCACCAGAAAUUAACAGAGAUUCCGGUGUAAUGGGGAAUAGUGACAAUAUGAAGGGUGAGGAUGACAAACCCAAUAGACUCAUGUCCCUAGAAAAACAACUCAACAUUGAAAACAAGGUAAAACAAGGAGCAGAGAAUCUGAUCGCUAUGUACAGUACGGGAUCUUCUCGUGACCGGAAACUACUAGCUGAUGCCCAACAGAUGUUAGCCGACUCUAAAACAAAAAUAGAAAUCAUACGUAUGCAGAUACUCAAAGUUAACCAGGAUUCCAGUACUGAAGAUGCCUCACAAAGAUGUGAAGUAUUAUCUCCCCUUGAAUUACGGAUAGAGGAGUUACGUCAUCAUAUAAGAAUAGAAUCAGCUGUCAUGGAAGGUGCCAAAAAUGCGAUCAAACUUUUACAAAUGGCCAAAGAGAAAGAUAAAAAAGCCCUCCAAGAGGCACAAACAAGCUUAUCAGAAUCCAGUCAAAAAUGUGAAUUGUUGCGAAUAUCAUUAGAGAAACGUAUUAACGAGCUUGGACCGAGCUCAAAUUCAGCAAAAAUAGAUUUAUUGAAACAAGAGCUUGACGCUAUGAGUCCAAAUUCAUAUAAUUCUAACAAGCAUCAUAACAGUUUAAAACGUACCCAAAGUAAUUCUCCAUUUGCCAAAGCUGCGGCGCUCACAGGAAAACUUGAAGUUCGACUGGUGGGUUGCCAGGGUUUGCUAGAUGAAAUCCCAGGUCGACGGAAGGAUAGUUUGCAGAUGUUGAUGGCCAGUCCAGGGGAGAGUAAAAGUCUUCUUAGAAAAUCUAAAUCAUACAAUGUUAAAGAGGAAUUAUCAAAUGAAGUAAUGGCUGUGAUAAAGCUAGAUCAUCAACAGGUUGUUCAAACAUCGUGGAAAACUAACAGUCAGCAGUGCUGGGAUCAUAGAGCCAGUAUAGAUCUUGACAGGAGUCGAGAACUGGAAAUAGCAAUAUUUUGGAAAGAUUGGCGUCAGAUGGCAGCUGUCAAGUUUUUACGACUUGAAGAUUUCCUUGACAACCAGAGACAUGGUAUUGCUAUUCAUCUAGAACCUCAAGGCAUCCUGUUUGCUGAGAUUACAUUUUUAAACCCAACCUUGUCUAGAAAACCAAAGUUACAAAGACAAAGAAGAAUCUUCCCUAAACAUAAAGGGAAAAACUUCUUGCGUCCUGGUCAGAUGAAUAUAAAUGUAGCAACAUGGGGUCGGUUAAUGAAAAGAGCUAUCCCUCCACAGUGUGCAGAUCCUUCAAGUGCUUUCAGUCCACCAGCUGUUAAUACUGCUAUGAGACCUGCUGUUCACCCGAUACAUUUUGAACCUGUCACGCCUGAUGAUAAACAGCUCAAUAAUCAACAUCAUUCCGAAACUCUUAACACUUCCAGAUCGCCUGAAGGCCAGGAAAGAGAUGUACAGGAAGCAUUAAAGUCGCUAGAUUUUCUUGGUGAAGAUUUGCCUGGUCAUAUGAUAGAUUUAGACUCACUACCUGCCAAUAAUGUGGGCUUGCGGACUCCCGCCUCACAGAUACCCCCUGCCAACUAUGCCAGUCCCCGAGCCCCAUCACCCCCACCUCCUUUACCUACAGAAGCCCCGCCCAGUAUUUACGAUACACCAAGCAGACCAUAUGCACCAGUUGUUCAACUGUCACAACCAGAUUUUACCGGUCAAGCUGUUAAUAUGACAGAGUUUCGACCCAUUAGUGUUCUUGGUCGUGGCCAUUUUGGAAAGGUCAUAUUAUCUGAGUAUAAAAAUACAGGGGAAUAUUUUGCCUUAAAAGCAUUAAAGAAAGGGGAGAUAAUUGCGAGAGAUGAAGUGGAAAGUCUUAUGUCAGAGAAGAGAAUUUUUGAAGUGAUUAAUGCCAUGAGACAUCCAUACCUCGUGAAUUUGUUUGCUUGCUUCCAAACUCAGGAGCAUGUAAUAUUUGUGAUGGAGUAUGCAUGUGGGGGAGAUUUGAUGAUGCAUAUACACAAUGACGUAUUCACUGAACCACGUACAGUGUUUUAUGCAGGCUGUGUUGUUCUAGGGUUGCAAUAUUUACAUGAGCAUAAUGUUGUUUAUAGAGAUUUAAAGUUGGAUAACUUACUGCUAGAUUCAGAAGGUUAUCUUAAAAUUGCUGACUUCGGUCUAUGUAAAGAAGGAAUGGGAUUUGGUGACCGAACCAGUACGUUCUGUGGAACACCGGAAUUUCUUGCCCCGGAAGUGUUGACAGAACCAUCAUACACUAGAGCAGUUGAUUGGUGGGGUCUUGGUGUACUUAUAUUUGAAAUGCUUGUAGGAGAGUCACCAUUCCCUGGUGAUGAUGAGGAAGAAGUGUUUGAUAGUAUAGUAAAUGAGGAGGUGAAAUAUCCACGAUUCUUAUCCACAGAGGCCAUAGCUAUAAUGAGGAGGUUGUUACGUCGUAACCCUGAUAGAAGAUUAGGAUCCAGUGAGAGAGAUGCUGAAGAUGUUAAGAAACAAGCUUUCUUUAGGAAUCUCGAUUGGAAUCAGUUGUUAAUGAGGAAAGUAAAGCCACCAUUUGUUCCCACUGUAGGUCAUUCAGAGGAUGUCAGUAACUUUGAUGAUGAGUUUACUCAGGAAAAAGCUAUAUUAACACCAGCUAAAGAUAGACGAAGUUUGAAUCUGGAAGAUCAAGAACUGUUCCGUGACUUUAAUUACAUUGCGGACUGGUGCUAGCCCAUGGAAUAAAAUUUUGUUUUGAGAUAUCAAAAAGUUGUUCGGAGCAAGUUCCACAAUUUUCCCUAGUUUUAUACCAGUGUUGCGAAGAUCGUUCUAGUUGUGUUUGUUGAAUCAAGCGUAAAGAAAUUGUAUCAAGACAUGUGCUGAUAUAAUGUGUUGUAGGUGGAAUAUACAACUUCUAAAGGAAAUUUAAUAAGUUUAGUGCCAAGUCAUAAUGUAUAUGGUACAGAAGUUUCUAUUUACGCAGGGUUUGAUUUUGUUUCAAUAAAUUUUAAGAAAAAUUUAUAUCGUAAGAAAAUAACCACUUCCGUAAAUUUCAAGGACGGCUAAAAUAACUUUACAUCUUAAAAAAACCGCUGUGUAAUACCCAGUUGAAUUUUUCUUCCAAUGUAUCUUGGCUUACUAUGAUUGGUUGGAAAUUUUGAGACAUCUAAAUAUACAAUAAGCUGUUCAAUGGAAAGUGUAAAUGAAAUCUUAAAUGUGCCAAUAUUAAUUGUACUUUCUUGGCAUAUACUGUUAAUAAGUGUGGGCUGGAGAGGGUGAGAGACACUGACUUGCCAAAAAGUGCUAAUACUGAAGUACAUUUUGUGUCUUUUUUUCCUUUUUGGGGGGCAGAAAAAUGCCAAAGAAAGAAAAAUGAAAUUAAAAGAAGCAGAGAAAAAAAAAAACGAUAAUGAGAUUUUUCAGAUAUGAUGGAUUAUGUUCAUGAGAUGGCUGUGCUUUAUUGAUUGGCUACUGUUUUAAAAGUGUCUUAUCUAUGCAACAUCUGUGAAUGCAGUAAAAGUGACCUGAAACAUGUUUAUGGCAAUAAUUUCUGUCUUUGUUUUUCUGAUGUAUAUUAAUGCUAGAGCUUUCUAGACUAGAAUGGGUGAAGUGAUGUAAAAAAAUUAACUGCGGACAAUUUUUGCCUUAAUAGUCUUCCUGUGAUGGUGAAGUGUUAACCCUAACUGAGAUCAACUUCUGAGAAGAUUGGUGAAAUAACAAAUUAUGAUCUGUUAAACCAGUAAAGUGGGGGGGGGGGGAGCAUGUUUGUUUAUAACUUUAAAUGGAUUGGUCUACAAUGGGCAUAUUUUCCUUAUAUAUAUUAAGAAGAACAAAAGAAAUCUAUCAUAUAGAUAUUCUUAUAAAAUAUUUCUAGAAAAAAAUAUGUCAAUACUGUUUCAGAAUGAAAAUGUAUAUGAUGACAAAUAAUAUUCUGUUAUGAAAUAAUUUACUAGUAUUAUCCGCUAUGUAUAGAUAUGUUAUAAGGUAUCCAAAAAUAUGUUCUUUCCAAUAACAUCCCAAUAUAUAUUUAUAUUCUUUCAAGGUUUACAUAUCAAGACCGCCUCCGUGGUCGAGAGGUUAGAGUCGAUGACUUCUAAUCCAGUUACCUCUCUGGGGUGGGUUCGAUCCCCGGGAGAUGCUUUGGUAGUUUAGCGCGGAGGAAGGUAGUCUUGUACUGGUGUAACUCUCCAGGAACGAUGGUUAGGAAACUACCCGCCUAUAUGACUGAAAUACUGUUGGAAUAAGGCGUAAAAUGAAACAAACAAACAAACAAAUUUAAUAUCAAUCGACAAUUAAAUGUAGUGUUACAGACCUUCCAUUAUUGACCAGUUCAGUUUAAGAAAAAAAUUGCAAAAAAUUUUGAUGUUAACAGAACACUUGAGAAAUGCAGUGUAUUUUUUAAUGUCAAGUUUGUUAUGCUUACUGACUAUAAGUCUUAAAGUGUAGAUUUAAGCUAGGCCAUAAGAAUGAUUAUAAGGGGGUAUUUUUGGUCGGAUUCUCAAUUAGGAUCUUCCUAAGUUCAUCAAAACUUUCAUUAAUAAAAUCCUUCAUUUAGCUAUAUCAUGUGAUGUUAUGUUUAUUAAAUAUCAUAGUCCUGACAUUUUGAACAGAUUUGUUUUUGAAAAAAAAAACUUAGUUACACAUGUGCAUGACUGUUAAGGUAUAUGAAACAAUUAUAAAAAUUGUGAAAGAAAACAUUUUUUUAUGCUUGUUUAAAGUAAUCAAAAAAAGAUUAUUUUUUGGGUAAAUAUUUUUCUCCACAAAUUUAUGUAAACUUUAAGGAAAAGACUAUUGCUAGCAAUUUUUUUAAAUGUAAUCACCAUCGGUGAAAAGAUUCUUUUCAAAUACUGAAAUUUCCAACAUUUGACCCUGGUCAAAUGUACUCGUAUAACUUGUUUAAAUAGCAUGUGGACCAUGGUCAAUUGGACUCAGAUAUCAUGGUCAAAUCAAAUGUGUUUCAGGUAGAAGAGAGUAUUGUUCAAACAGAAGAACUAUUGGUAUAAAUUAUGCCAAUUUUAUCAUACAUUUUAGUACUCUGUAUGUUAAUGAAGGGAUUUUUGUGCCACUUUAUAAAAGUGCUUGAAGUUUCCAUUUUAGAUAAAUUUUCAUAUUUUUCUACAUCUGCUAUGUCAUAUAUUUAUAUUCGUUCUAUAAACCAUUUGUUUGUUUUUAUGUUACACAAUCAGCAUUUCAUUUUUCCAUGUUAUUUUUGUAUAAAUUGUCAAAGUUUGUUUUUCUACAUGGGCAAAACUCGUUAUGUAUAUUGAGUAAGUGUUCUAACAGUAAAGAAAAUUAUAAUUAGGUUGUUACUAUGGCGUUACUGUGGGCAUUAAUGAAUAUUGCAAGGCAAUAAUCCUAUUGCCUACGUAUUGACAAAGAAAAAAUAUUUCAGUCUGUAAUUGAUAACAUUUAUUUAGCCUGCUGACCACAACUAAUAUACCCAAGUGACCAGUGCAGACCAAGAUCAGCUUGUAUAUCUGUGCCGUCUGAUCAUGGUCUGCACUGUUCACUAUUUAAUAAAAAGUUAUUUUGAAAUUUUCCCUUAAAGUGAUGAAUAUUUUUGUCCAGAUUAAAAAAUAGAUAUGUUGAUUUAAGAUAUCAAGCGUUGUUAGGGUAACAAAUUUGAAUUUUUAAUGUAAAAAGAAAAGAUGAUAAAAAUUUGAAAUUAAAUGAAAGAUAAUACAUGUAAUAUUAAGUUUUUAUUGUUUUUUUUUCAAUGGUGUUUCAAAUGAUGUCCUUGGGUUUGUAACCCUUAAACCCUGUUACAACUUGUGUUCGUACUGACAGAACUGAGCCACCUGUGUGAAGCCAAUUACGGUAAUCAUGUACUUUACAGGAAAGAUCUGAGGAGUCAAGUAUUCUGACACAAUAUCAAGAUUCAAACCAAUGCUAUUCACUACCUCUUGUAAUAUGAUAAUAUUGAUAUUGUAAGAUCAGUCUUGAGAGCUCUUUCUUAAGAAAUACCAGCAUCAAUGUCCAGUUGUAUGGGCUUAUUUUGCCUUCUGACUCCAAUCAAUAAAAAAAAAAAAAAAUUUAAAUACUAAAAAAUUAAAGAACCAUCAAUGAAAUGCAGAAAAAAAAAAUUAACAUGAACAUUAUCACUGGCAAAACGUCUUAUCAAGAACAAGUAUAAUUCUUGAAAAAAUAAUCUUUAAAAAAAAUAAUGACUUUUUCCUUUGCCUUUAUAGAAGUAUGUCUCUGGUACAAUGUCUGGGUGUAUUAAAACAUUUUUUGUAACUUUCCGACAUUGAAUGAAUAAAUUUUGUGUAAAUUUUUAGCUCACCUGUCACAAAGUGACAGGGUGAGCUUUUGUGAUCGCUUUUCGUCCGGCGUCCGUCCGUCGUCCGUCCGUAAACUUUUGCUUUAAAUGACAUCUCCUCAUAAACCACUGAGCCAAUUUCAUCCAAACUUCACAGGAAUGUUCCUUUGGUGGUCACCUUUAAAAAUUGUUCAAAGAAUUUAAUUCCAUGCAGAACUCUGGUUGCCAUGGCAACAGAAAGAAAAAUCUUUAAAUAUCUUCUUUUAAACAACCCUAAGAGCUAGAGCUUAGAUAUUUGGCAUGAAACAUCUUCUAAUGAGUGUCUACCAAGUUUGUUCAAAUAAAAGCCCUGGGGUCAAAAUUGGCCCCGCCCCCGGGGGGUCAUUGAUUUUCCCUAUAUGCAUAUAGUAAAAACUUAAAAGAUCUUCUUUUAAAGAACUGUAAGAGCUAGAGCUAAGAUUUUUGGCAUGGAACAUCUUCUAGUGAGUGUCUACCAAGUUUGUUCAAAUAAAAGCCCUGGGGUCAAAAUUGGCCCCGCCCGGGGGGUCAUUGAUUUUCCCUAUAUGCAUAUAGUAAACACUUAAAAAAUCUUCCUUUAAAGAACUGUAAGAGCUAGAGCUUAGAUAUUUGGCAUGAAACAUCUUCUAGUGAAUGUCUACCAAGUUUGUUCAAAUAAAAGCCCUGGGGUCAAAAUUGGCCCGCCCCAGGGGGUCAUUGAUUUUCCCUAUAUGCAUAAAGUAAAAACUUAAAAAAUCUUCUUUUAAAGAACCCAAAGAGCUAGAGCUUAGAUAUUUGGCAUGAAACAUCUUCUAGUGAAUGUCUACCAAGUUUGUUCAAAUAAAAGCCCUGGGGUCAAAAUUGGCCCCGCCCUGGGGGGUAAUUGAUUUUCCCUAUAUGCAUAUAGUUUAAACUUAAAAAAUCUUCUUUUAAAGAACCGUAAGAGCUAGAGCUUAGAUAUUUGGCAUAAAACAUCUUCUAGUAAAUGUCUACCAAGUUUGUUCAAAUAAAAGCCCUGGGGUCAAAAUUGGCCCCGCCCCAGGGGGUCAUUGAUUUUCCCUAUAUGCAUA
Molecule: messenger RNA, 7897 nt
Organism: Ruditapes philippinarum (Manila clam)
Lineage: Eukaryota; Metazoa; Mollusca; Bivalvia; Venerida; Veneridae
Product: serine/threonine-protein kinase N2-like
Exons: 22
Coding region: 281-3304 (1007 amino acids)
Biological process (GO): protein phosphorylation; signal transduction
Molecular function (GO): small GTPase binding; ATP binding; protein serine/threonine kinase activity
Source: RefSeq, a predicted model, not a curated record